Molecule: messenger RNA, 2035 nt
Organism: Schistosoma bovis
Lineage: Eukaryota; Metazoa; Platyhelminthes; Trematoda; Strigeidida; Schistosomatidae
Source: the annotation of a GenBank genome assembly
GAUUGUUGUGUGACAUAUAUACGUACCAUUCUUAGUGGUUUUACUCAAAUUUUCAAUUGUUUUUUCGUAAUCAUGAUUGAGGAUGUUUCACCGUUUAUACAAACUGUGCUGGGUACUGGGUUAACAUGGUUUGUAACUGCGAUUGGCUCUAUGUUUUGUUUCAUCAUUUCGAAUUCCUCAACCAGUCUAAAGAAUCAGAUUCUUGACGGCAGUUUGGGUUUUUCAUCUGGAAUUAUGUUAGCUGCAUCAUUCUGGUCCCUGUUAGAACCAGCAUUGGAGAUGGCUAAAAUUGACUUAGGUCUAGGUGCAUAUUGCGUCUUCCCUGUAAUGUGUGGAUUGUUCAUCGGUGCAGCGUUUGUUGGAUUAGUGGAUACUUUUUUACCUACCCAGUGGCUCGAAACAGUGCCUGUGGCAAUUAAUGAUUCUUGCUACUCAGUGUCUAAUCCAAGCUCUAGCAUUGUAUUUGAUACGUCUAUAAAACAACGUAACUAUUUGGUAAAUAGUUGUAUGGAAUCCAACAUCAGGCAUCGUUCUGAAAACACUAUACAAGCAUAUCCAUCGUCUUCAUCGAUAAAGGUUGAUAAUGAAAAAAAUCAACUUCCGAAAAUGGUGAUAACUCGUCGCUUAUGGUUGUUAAUCAUGGCGAUUACAGUACAUAAUAUACCUGAAGGUUUUGCAGUUGGUAUUGCAUUUGGUGGACUUGGACAAUAUUCAAGAACUACUUUCUCUCAAGCGUGUAAUCUGGCGAUUGGUAUUGCUAUUCAAAACUUUCCUGAAGGUUUGGCUGUCAGUUUACCGUUAUAUUCAUCUGGAUAUGGAUUUUUCAUUAGUUUCUGGUAUGGACAAUUGUCCGGUCUUGUAGAACCGUUUGCCGGGCUUAUCGGUUGUUUGGCCGUACAUUUCUUCCGAAGACUUCAGCCUUAUGCGUUAGGCUUUGCUGCAGGAGCUAUGCUAUUCGUUGUAGUUGAUGAUAUUAUCCCUGAAUCUCAGUCCAGGUAAUUCAUUGUUUGUUUUAUAACUCUCUAUUUCUCUCUAAGCAAAUCCAUUCAUUUGAGUAUGUACAAGACAGAUAUUAUAUAUAUCGAGUUAGGGAUUCUUAAACAGUUAUUUGGUAACUCAAAAUUCAGUAGAAAAGUCGAGGGUUUAUUGAUAUUUUUGACUUAUGAAGGCGUUAAAAGCGCAUGAAUAUGAGGACCUAUUUUUUUAAAAAAACAUUGUUUGAACAAGGAAGGUUAGGUUCGCUAACUGAAAGGCAAAGUAUUUUUAAGACGCAUUAAAAGUUUAACUGUGAAUAAAGAUGAUUCAUCACACAGAAGUGUUCGUUUUGAAAUUUAAAGAACCUUGAAAGGUACAGAGUUAUUCAGUGACGCGGCAUCGUGAUAUGAAAGAUAGUUAUAUUGGACGGACAUCUGUUGAUCUAUGGUGAAUUCCCGGUUGGUGGUCUUAAAGAUCGUACUAGUUAGUAGCUCGAAGUGUCAUUAAACAUGACUCAGAAUAGAAGUCAGUGAUAAUUUUGGUGUAGUUUCUACUACAUUCUUCAUUAAAGCAGAAUGAACACUAUUAACUGAAGUAAACCUUGUUUUGGAUGUAUUUUUAACUGGACUGUAUCUCUUACUAAGUAGUACUCUUGUUCAUUUAUUGAUUAAUUAUGGAGUUCUUUUCUUUUCUACUUCUCCGUAAUAUGAUCGUUUCAUUUGUGUAUCUUUGUAGUGUCGUUCUGUAUUAUAAUUCAUAUAUAGUACAAAUAAGACAAGAAUAUUUUCAUCUUGUUCAGUUGUAAUUCGUCUGUUAUUUCAUUAAUUCAGGAAUAUUUGAGUUAACCAGAAUUACUCUUCAGUCACCAGUUGCGCAUUUCAUGCUACGUAUAUUAGCAGAUAUAAGUAUUAUGUAACACAGAUCAGAAGUGCAAGCUUGACAAAAGGUUUAUAAGUUUUGAACUUGAGGAAACAGAUAGGAAUUGAGAAGCGGAAGAAUCGUGAAGGAUGUAAAGGAUAAUUGAUGGAAAAUUUGCAAAUGAAGUAUUUAAUGUAUGGUU